AUGUACAACGGCGCGACUUUUCGAAUCAAAAUUAAUGGUACAAUAACGCAUCCUAUUAAUUUCGAGUCUGGAGUGCGUCAAGGUUGCUCGUCAUCUGGUAUUAUAUAUGUAGUGUGUCUCGAACCUCUAUUGUAUAAUCUCAGAAAUAAUCCAAAAAUCCCAGGCACCAUCCCACCAGGUGCGCAGUAUGAGGCUGUACGAAGGAAGGCUUUCCCUUAUGAUGGAAUUGAUAGCACAAUAAAAACAAUAGCAUAUGCCGAUGAUAUUGAUACUAUUGUGUUCAGUAGAGAUGAGGAGACGGAGACUAUCAAGAUGUUUGACCUUUACAACCAGGCAUCAGAUGGAAAAACAAAUGUUGAGAAGACUGAGGUUUUCUGGAUUAGUGAUUGGCUACCACCACCAGCAUGUCAGGGACAAGUCAAACUUGACUGGUGCUGCUUCUUAGGGGUUCCGAUCGACAAACGGGGGCAUUUUCCACCUUCUGAAUUAUUUAAGCUCAAAAUGUCUUUAAAACAAAAUUUGGGGAUGUGGUCGCAAGUUAGCCUCUCUCAUUUAGAGAGAAGUACAAUAUUGAAAGUUUUCGCUCUGAGUUGUAUCGUCUACCGUCUCUCCCUCAUCACAGUCCCAUUAACCACCAUUAAUGAAUUGCAAAAGAUCGCAAAUACCUUCGUGUGGCCGGGUAAACACCCCACAAUUAGUUUUAAAACUAUAACUGGAAAAAAGGUAGAUGGAGGAUUUGCCUUAUUAGAUAUUAAAACAAUGGUCGAAGGGUUCAGAAUUAAAUGUGGCUUACGUCUAAUGUCUAACUCUCCAACGAAGUGGAAGUUUUAUGCUCUGCAGUCCAUGGCCACUCAGUUACAGCGUUUUGAUCGUUCAUUAUGGUCAAACCUAGUCCCGCAUAUACAGCAGGGGGCUAGUCUAUCUUGCGAAGCAGUGGACAGAACAGCGAAAUGGUUAACAGAUGGAAACCCAUCCGUCAUACCAGAAACAGGUUUAUCCAUUUAUUGGCAGCUGAUAUAUGAGUAUCAUUUUCGACUACCAGUGUGCUACCGGAAGAUGAAUCAUCUUAAAAAUAUACAAUUUUUUAAACUCUUACUGGCGAGUAAAAUGUCAACACAUGCACAUGAGAUUUGGGUAAAACUAGUGAACAAUGCACUACACAUACGAGCACGAGGUGGUAGAAGUGAACAGGAAAAACAAUGUGUUUUUUGUGAUCAACCUGAAACUGUGUACCAAUCUAUGGAUCGUGUGUACCUUUUUCUAACCAGUAUAUGA
Messenger RNA from Didymodactylos carnosus, 1275 nucleotides. The record is from the annotation of a GenBank genome assembly. Lineage: Eukaryota; Metazoa; Rotifera; Eurotatoria; Philodinida; Philodinidae.